Syngnathus typhle (broad-nosed pipefish) is the source of this 2089-nucleotide messenger RNA. RefSeq names its product BCL2 associated agonist of cell death b (gene badb). The record is from RefSeq and is a predicted model, not a curated record. The coding region runs from base 170 to 688 and encodes 172 amino acids. Gene Ontology annotation, biological process: apoptotic process. The transcript is spliced from 4 exons. Lineage: Eukaryota; Metazoa; Chordata; Actinopteri; Syngnathiformes; Syngnathidae.
AGAAUCGCACUAGGGGGAAGAAGAAAAAAAAAAAAAGAGCGAGAUAGCAACAACAACAAGCAGGGCGACGACGACCAAAACGACUGUAGCUGCUCGUCCGCCGGGCGCCCCACAAAAAACACACUUUGGGCCUAGUCGCCUCCUCGCCAACAAGGAAACCGAUGUCACAAUGGCCGCAAAGUUCAGCCUCUCCGACAGCGAGUCUGAGUCCUCUGAGGAGGUAGACGAAGGGGACGACGGCCAAGGAGCCGCUGAAAAAAGAAAGGAGCAGAAGGAGAACCUCCGCCAAGGCCUUCAGCUCACCUUGCCGGAGCUCAGAACAGCAGCGACGACCGGCCGGAUCCGGCUCAACUCAGAGUCCCUCACUUCAGCGGGUUCCCGAGACGAGGAGUUCCAGCCCAGGGCGGAAGAGGAGGCGGGCACGCCCACCGACGGAGCGCCAUUCCGGGGACGCUCCAAGUCGGCUCCCCCUUCGCUCUGGGCCGCCAAGAAAUACGGCCGGCAACUGCGACGCAUGAGCGAUGAGUUUGACAGCCUGUUGGAUAAAGGGGAGUUGAAGUUCAAGAGCGCCGGCGGCACAUCCCGGUCGAUCCACCACUCCAAAACCUGGUGGAGCUAUCUCUUCAGCCACCAGGAGACGGAGAGCGAGAACAACCACCAUGACAACCACGCUAAUCGUACCGAGUAGAGAUCACGAAGAGGAUGGGGGGGGGGGGGGGGGGUCUGGGGGUCCUUCACCGGACUUUUUGUCUGCAAUCAGUGAAGAGACGCAGUGAUUUUUCUUCAACUACUUUUUAUGUGACUUUUGACCGUAUUUCACAGGCGUGCUCUCGCACCAACACUAUGCAACGUACUGUAGACGGACGGGCAGACAGGUGCGUAGAUGUGGUCGAGUAAACAAACGGUGAACCUCAAGCCCGGCCGGUCCAACUCGUAAUGUUGCGCUGACUCGACUCAACAAUCAGAUGACGUGCAAAGAUUUUUGGUCAUUGUGGCCUGAUGCUUUUGCACUCUGCCGUAGGAAAUCAAUCAAGGAAAGAACAAUCUUGUACACAGACAAUCUAAAUCCAAUUUUUGGUCAUACGUCAGGGUUACUGAGAGGAAGUGACUUUUAAAAGCACAAAUUCAUAGGAGAUGUUUUAAAAGAUUUUUAAAAGGUGUAAAUAUUGUUGUGGCGAUCGGACCGUCUUGUGGUGUGGUCAUGUCGUGUUUCACAAUGUGUUUGCCUUCCAUGACGUCGCGGUUUGUGACACCAGGACAGAUUUGCUCGCGACUGAAGCGCUGGCAGGGACAGCCAUUUUGGCUCAGAUCGUCACGCCAUUUCCAAAUGACUUCACACUGGAUCAAUAUAUGUUUGGCUUGUUGUGAUGGCCACGUGAAGAUUUAGCCUUGAGCCCUAUGUGAUGAUUAAUGGAUGAUAAUCGGUGCGCUACUUCUGUCUUUGAAUGCUUUUAUUGUAGAUUCUCCAAACAGAAAUCAAGACAAUCUAAGUGGCCUUUUUUUUUUUCUUCUUCCUUUUUUCACAUUCACCCAAGUGUGUAUUUCGAUAUUAUCGUCCCAGUUGUGAUUAUAAAUAGACUGAUAAUGAUAUCUAUACCCCGCAAGACUUUUUAAGAAUAUUCUGCAAAGGAGUGAUGCGACCAUGUUGGAAUAAUUUAAGUAAAGCAUAAAUGUUGGGUCUAAAUACUAUCAGACAUUAGACCACACAGACCAUUAUGUAUGAAAUGUUUUGGGACAACAAGUAUUCCUGUCAGGGUGGCGCCGCGUUUAGCGUGCGCACACACGGUGCCGACACCAUCAACUGAAUCUUGACAAAUGCCUUCAAAUCAUAGUGAACGCGACGCCACUCGGUACCGCCUUAAAACGUCAACACGUAAUGACGCUGAAGUCACACUGAAGAAAAGAGAAAAAAAAAAAGACAAAGAAACUUGGGCAUGUGCAGUCUGGAAAUGGUAUUACUUGAAUCUGUGUGGAAAAGAUUUAAAUUGUUCUUUUUUUAAUGGAGAUUUGUACAUGCAUUUUCUCUACAGCUGUUAAACUUCAUAUCCUUAAUGCUGUCCUGAAUAAAUAAUACUUAGGACCAAAAAAA